Molecule: messenger RNA, 2748 nt
Organism: Oncorhynchus nerka (sockeye salmon)
Lineage: Eukaryota; Metazoa; Chordata; Actinopteri; Salmoniformes; Salmonidae
Product: zinc-binding protein A33-like
Exons: 8
Coding region: 869-1726 (285 amino acids)
Biological process (GO): protein ubiquitination
Cellular component (GO): cytoplasm
Molecular function (GO): ubiquitin protein ligase activity; protein binding
Source: RefSeq, a predicted model, not a curated record
ACUCGGAUUUUCUUUAAUUGAACAAUUUGACAAAAUAUAAGUAUUGAGUGACUGUGUUGUUUGUAGUGUUGUAAUGUAGUUCUGUAAUAUUCUGUCACCUGUAUCUAAUAACUAUUAAACCCCUCAAGCUCUGAGAACUGCUGACAGGUGAGAGGUAAGACCACAACCAAAAUACUUUAUAAAGGAAUAGCAAAUGUGUCUGAGUAGUAUAUUAUCUAUAGAUGAACAUGUACAUUCUAAAUUCUGCUAGCGUGAGGCAAACCAGGGAUAAAGAAAUACAUAAUAAAGUAGAUACUCUUGUUGCUAUAGCAACCUUAGUUCAACACAACGACACUUAGUGAUUUUAUGCUCUUGGGGAGGUUAAAAGAGGCAUAGUUCAGCCAUAAUCAAAGUGGGAGUUGUACCUCUUUAAUGGAAGCUUGAAGGAAUCAUUUUUGCUAUAAUAAUGCACUUUUUCAGUACAAUUUUCAAUAUCUCCAAUUUGUAUUUAAUAAAAUUAUUUGUUAAACGUGAAGAGGGUCAUUCGUUAAAAAUAUAAUUCCAUUUGAAUGGCCUGACCUGUUUUAACGUGUACUGCUGGAGAAACCUCUAGAGGGAGCCUCUGAACCUUCGAGCCUCAAAGUCUAAUUCUGGUUAAACACUACUCUCAUUGUUAUAAGAAGCUCUGGAGAGAAUAUAACGUUUAUUUCAUAUCUGAAACAUACACUCCGUUAUAGCUCCGUGAUCUGAUAUCUGCAUUCAGGUACCGGAUCCGUCCAAAUAGGUUCCGGUACAAAACGGAGACUCGGGAGUAGCCUACUGUCGGGUAUCCUCUUCCGACAGGAUUCGGGUCAAAUUAAGCAUUGAAGAACUGGCACAAAAGUGCAUCAUGGGACCUUUGAUCCAGCAAGUCUGUUUGGUAACAUGCCUUAUUUUUUUCCCCUGUUCAUCUGCUCCAGUUACAGAUGGAACAGAGACUGAGAGGCAAUCAACUAUCGAGUCAACCAGUACACUGUAUGGUUUGAAUUGCACUGUGUGGUUUGCUGGAUGUGUUACAUUUGGGAUCAUUAUUAUCCUGGGAGUGGUUUUCUUGGUAUGGUAUAAGUGCUGUAGAGAUACACAGAACCCUCCACAGCCAGACACUGCUAGCCAACCAGAUGAGCAAGCUGAUCAAUUAUUGCAGACCGUCAAUCAGCCAACCGAUAUAGAUGUGAAGCACUUAAAUGAAGUGGAUGUAACUCUGGAUGUGGACACAGCUCAUCCUAACCUACUGAUAGAUGGGAAAACAGUAAGCUGGAUAAAGGAAACACCACAGAGACUGUGUAGUGAGAAGAUGUUUGAUGAGGAUCCCUAUGUGCUGGGCAUUAUGGGCCGUGCUUGGAGGGCCUACUGGAAGGUGAAUGUGGAGAAGAAGGAGGACUGGGUACUUGGUGUUACCAAGGCAACAUCUAACAGGAAGGGACAAUUGGUUCUUAGCCCUGCCAAUGGCUUCUGGGUAAUCAGGCUGUCCAAUGGGGGAACACUGAAAGCCAUGGAUGAUAAGGAGCAUGUUCUUGACAAAGAUAUUCCAGAUAAAAUUGGGAUUUAUCUAGAUUAUAAGGAAAAGAAGGUGACUUUCUACAAUGUAGAAGACAGCUCACUCAUCUACUCAUUUACCAACGGACCAAGUUAUCAGGAUGAUGUCCGCCCACUUUUCUCACCCUGGAACAAUGAUGCAGAUCCAAUCACAAUUUUGUCCAUUGUUUAGAAUAAACAUAAUACACCAUAAACGGUCAGAUGCCUGAUUAAAGCAUUACAUUGAUGUUUUAACUAUUAUUUCAUCACUUGAUCAAAGCAGUUUGAUCUCUAUCAUUGGAUCUCUUGAUCCCUAAGAAUAUACUGUACUGUAAAUGUUUGCCACUUUUCAUGUUGAGUUGUUAUACACAAACAUUCCACAUGAUGUGGAUGAUGUGGAAACUAAGCUACAGUAUGGAGAGGUUUUCUUUUGUUGAACGACUUCAAUUUUAUAUUUACAAUGAAAGGGAACCAAUAUGGGGUCGCCCGUGGCACCCACUUUGAUGCCAUUGGCAAUCCCAUCGUGGUCCCCUUUGAAUGUUUAACGAAAAAUGUGAGUUUUGUCCACCCUGCCUCAAAACAGUCUAGAUUAAUACAAAUAUGGGAAACAUUUGUAUCUUGUCUAUAUCUGUCAAUGUGUAUUGUGAUGCAGUCCCUGUGACUUUUGAGAAAUUGGAAUAUCAUUCACUUCAGCUGUAAUUCAUAACAUCUCCAAAUGAGUGGUCACUAAAUGCAGUCAUCAAGUAAAACAGGUGGAGUCAAUCAAGUUGUAGAAACAUCUCAAGGAUGAUCAAUGGAAAAAAGAUGCACCUGAGCUCAAUUUCGAGUCUCAUACAAAAGGGUCUGAAUUACUUGUGUAAAUAAGGUGUUUCUGUUUUUGAGUUUUUCUACAUUGCAAAUAUGUCUAAAAACUUGUUUCCGUUUAAUCAAUAAUGGAUAUUGUGUGUAGAUUGCUGGGGAUUUAUACUUUUAUAAGUCUGUUUUAGAAUAAGGCUGUAACGUAUCAAAAUGAGGAAAAAGUCAAGGGGUCUGAAUACUUUCUGAAGACACUGUAUUACAUUUUUUACCCAUCUUUGCCAUGACCUGUGUACUAUGUCAAAAUGAUGUAUGUAGGCUAUUCAAAUGUAUGAUGUACACAGUCAGGUCCAAAAUUAUUGUCACCCUUGAUUAAGAUGAGAAAGAAAGACUGUAUCAAAUAAAUCAUACAAAUAAUGA